Messenger RNA from Lotus japonicus, 2237 nucleotides. Its product is annotated as sulfhydryl oxidase 2-like. Gene Ontology annotation, cellular component: Golgi membrane. The transcript has 12 exons. Gene Ontology annotation, biological process: protein folding. Bases 314 to 1849 code for a protein of 511 amino acids. NCBI's taxonomy places the organism in Eukaryota, Viridiplantae, Streptophyta, Magnoliopsida, Fabales, Fabaceae. The record is from RefSeq and is a predicted model, not a curated record. Gene Ontology annotation, molecular function: flavin-dependent sulfhydryl oxidase activity; protein disulfide isomerase activity.
GUUUUGAGAGAGAGGGCCCUGCCUGUUUCUUCCGCCAUCUGAUCUCCAAAACAAUGCAAACGUAAAUCUCACCCUUUUCUCCUUCACCUUCACCUUCCCAACAACACCAAACCAAACCCUCUCUCCAACCCAUCACCAUCACACUUCAAAUCCAAAGCCCUUAACAACCUUCAAAAGCUGAAAGGGAACACAAACAACAAUAGAAAAUUAACAGUAACAGAUCCAUUUCUCUCUCCUUUCUUCAUUUUUCCCCAAUAACGCACAAAACCCUAGUCUCCUCACCCCCAAUCUCUCGUGAUCCGCUUCCAUUUCCAUGUCUGGGAUGAAUUUUCAUCUGGGUGUGUUUCUGUGCUUGCUUUCUGUGUGCUGCUGCUCUGCGAAUUCGCCUUUUUCCUCGCGGUCGAUCCUGAGAGUGGUCAACGACAAUGACGAAAGCGGUGGUGGUGAUCAUCCUGAUUAUGCCGUUGACCUUAAUGCCACGAAUUUCGAUGCUGUUCUCAAGGAUACCCCUGCCACCUUCGCUGUUGUUGAAUUCUUCGCCAAUUGGUGCCCUGCUUGCAGGAAUUAUAAGCCUCACUAUGAAAAGGUUGCUAGGUUAUUUAAUGGACCUGAUGCAGUGCAUCCAGGAAUCAUAUUAAUGACAAGGGUAGAUUGUGCAUCAAAGAUAAAUACUAAGCUCUGUGAUAAGUUUUCUGUUGGUCAUUAUCCUAUGCUCUUUUGGGGACCCCCUCCUAAAUUCGUUGGUGCUGGUUGGGAACCUAAACAAGACAAAAGUGAUAUACGUGCGAUUGAUGAUGCACGCACAGCUGAUCGGUUGCUUAGUUGGAUCAACAAGGAAACAGGCAGUUCAUUUGGCCUGGAUGAUCAGAAGUUUCAAAAUGAGCAUCUUUCAUCCAAUAUAUCAGACCCUGAACAGAUUGCAAGAGCUAUCUACGAUGUUGAAGAGGCAACUUCUAAAGCUUUUGACAUCAUCUUAGAGAACAAAAUGAUAAAACCAGGAACUCGAGCAUCACUUAUAAAGUUUCUUCAGCUUUUGGUAGCUCAUCAUCCUUCUAGGAGAUGCCGGAAGGGUGCUGCAGAAUUUCUUGUGAGCUUCGAUGACUUGUACCCAACAGAUUUUUGGUCAACUGUUAAGCAGGAAGAUGAUAAGAAUUCAGUUGGGAAUUUACAGAUUUGUGGAAAAGAGGUGCCACGUGGGUACUGGAUGUUCUGCCGUGGCAGUAAAAAUGAAACCAGAGGCUUUAGCUGUGGCUUAUGGGUUCUUCUGCAUUCACUCUCUGUGAGGGUUGAGGAUGGAGAGAGUCAGUUCACAUUUAAUGCAAUAUGUGAUUUUGUUCACAACUUCUUCGUCUGUGAGGAAUGCCGACAACACUUCUACAAUAUGUGUUCAAGUGUUUCUAGUCCUUUCACCAAAGCCCGUGACUUAGCUCUCUGGUUGUGGAGUUCCCAUAACAAGGUAAAUGAAAGGUUGAAAAAAGAAGAAGCAUCUCUUGGUACUGAUGAUCCCAAAUUCCCGAAGACAAUUUGGCCUUCAAAACAGCUUUGCUCAUCCUGUUACAUCAGCCAUGACCAGAAAAACAACAAAAUUGAGUGGAACCAGGAUGAGGUCUUUAAGCUUUUGACUAAUUAUUAUGGAAAUACACUUGCUUCUCUGUACAAAAACAAGAGUAUUGCUGGAAAGGAUGGAACUGAAGGAGCUGUUGAAGAUUUAAUAGUUGCAACCAAUGCAAUUGUGGUGCCUGUGGGAGCUGCUUUGGCUAUUGCUGUUGCUAGCUGUGCUUUUGGAGCACUUGCAUGCUACUGGCGCUCGCAGCAAAAGAGUCGGAAGCCAAGGAGAACAUGGAAGUAGGAAUAGCAGAGACUAGCACACAGAAAGACAGAGGAGGUACAUCACAGCUUUCAUAGGCUUAUAUGGUCAUGCUCCAAAGAGCCAUGCCAAGGCUUUUUGAAUAUAUCCUUUUUCUUGAUAGAAUGUACAGAACACAAUUCUUGGCCUUGGAGAUCAUGACUGAUCUGUGCUGCUUUCUUUCACUUUCUGGCGUUGAGCUCACAUAUAGAAUUUGGGGGAAAGUAGCACUUGACAAUAUGACAUGUAACAUUUUUGCUCUGUAAUUUUGGGUCAUUUUUUAUUAUCAAAGGAACUGUAUAAGCUACAAGUAUGUAUUACAUUAUUAUAUCUGGCUCAAGAGUUACCAAACACAUGAAUGGAAUCACAGAUGGCCUAUAGUGGAUUAUCA